AUGGAGAAUAAUCUACCAGUCAAUAUUCGUGAGUAUCAAGAACUCGCCAAGAAAGCACUGCCAAAGAUGCACUAUGAUUAUAUCAAUGGAGGAGCGGAGGAUGAACACACAUUGAGGGACAACAUUGCAGCAUAUGGAAGAAUUUUGUUGCGACCUCGGGUUCUUGUAGAUGUCAGCAACAUAGACAUGUCAAUAAACUUAUUGGGAUAUGACAUGCCCUCGCCCAUAAUUGUUGCACCAACGGGAUCACACAAAUUGGCAAAUCCAGAAGGGGAGGUGGCUACAGCAAGAGCUGCAGCAGCAUGUAAUACCUUAAUGGUGCUAUCCUUCUCAGCCAGUUGCAAAAUCGAAGAAGUUGCCUCCAGUUGUAAUGCCAUUCGUUUUUACCAGUUAUAUGUGUUUAAGAACAGAGAUAUUUCAGCAACAUUGGUACAACGGGCUGAGAGUCAUGGGUUCAAGGCAAUUGUUUUGACAGUUGACACUCCUAUGCUCGGUCGACGUGAAGCAGAUAUCAGAAAUAAAAUGGUUGCUCCUGCGAAUGCAAACCUCGAAGGUUUGAUGCCAAUAGAUGAUCUCGAUACGACGGACGGGUCGAAGCUUGAGAAGUACGCGCGCGACACGCUGGACCCGUCUUUAUCAUGGAAGGACGUGGAGUGGCUGAAAUCCAUAACCAGCCUGCCCAUUCUACUGAAGGGCAUCGUGACCGCCGAGGACGCCAGGAAAGCAGUGGAGGCCGGGGCAGCCGGCAUCAUCGUGUCCAACCACGGCGCUCGGCAGCUCGACUACGCGCCGGCCACCAUAUCCGCCCUCGAAGAGGUAGUGAAGGCCGGUGCUGUACGGGCUGGCGGCGAGGGGCCAGGCGGGGGCGAAGCACGUGAUCGAGAUGCUCAACAGGGAGCUGGAGCUGGCCAUGGCGCUCUGCGGCUGCCGGAGCGUCGCCGAGAUCACCCGGGACCGCGUGCAGACCGAGGGCGACCGGUUCAGGUCGCUGCUCUGAUGAGCGACGCGCGCGGCAUUCGCAGCACACUGCAUACUGUGAAGGACACGCUGCAUGUGCCAACGCCGGCAUCGAUCAUUCGAGAUGCUGGUAGUAAACUAGCUAAGGAUCUGUAA
This is a messenger RNA of Triticum turgidum subsp. durum (durum wheat), 1113 nucleotides long. Lineage: Eukaryota; Viridiplantae; Streptophyta; Magnoliopsida; Poales; Poaceae. The record is from the annotation of a GenBank genome assembly.